Messenger RNA from Aspergillus ochraceoroseus IBT 24754, 562 nucleotides. RefSeq lists its product as uncharacterized. The record is from RefSeq and is a predicted model, not a curated record. The coding region runs from base 139 to 429 and encodes 96 amino acids. The transcript has a single exon. NCBI's taxonomy places the organism in Eukaryota, Fungi, Ascomycota, Eurotiomycetes, Eurotiales, Aspergillaceae.
UGCAAGUUUGCCAAAGCAGGAGAGCCACUCACGUCAGUUCAUGCAUCCCAUUUCGGCCUAUAAACCUACUUAUAUAUCUUUUUCUUCAAAAAACCCACCACACAUGUUAUUCCUUUGUCGUACUCAUUGCAUACCCGUAUGCUUCCUGAAAAUACCAGUGGCAGGGACAAUUCAAAACAUAGCCUUUCAUCCAGAAAACCACGCAAGGUGUCGCGCUGCAAAUGGUUAUUGGCCGCGCUAGGUUCCCACCCAGCUUUUCUGAGUCAGACCUGGACGAUAGGUUCGUCUACCAUCCGAACUCGGAGAGGAAAUGCAAAGAUGCAGUGGCUAUGUGCUGUUCCUGCUAGACCGGCCAUGUCCCUCUGUAUGUAUGUAUGUAUGCAUGCAUGUAUGCCCGGCCUUGUCUCGAAUGGUGGUAUAUCUCCAUGAUUAUAGCUGUAUAUCUAGGUAGUCAACUACCACAGGAAGAAAUUCGGCUUCUGUGCCAAAUGCCGUGGGUGGGGAUCUAGGCUGCUUAAUUAUCGAUCACGUUGUGUGUCUUGCUGGAGUGUCUUGGCCAAAG